Periophthalmus magnuspinnatus is the source of this 564-nucleotide messenger RNA. RefSeq names its product secretory calcium-binding phosphoprotein 9 (gene scpp9). Bases 1 to 549 code for a protein of 182 amino acids. The record is from RefSeq and is a predicted model, not a curated record. NCBI's taxonomy places the organism in Eukaryota, Metazoa, Chordata, Actinopteri, Gobiiformes, Gobiidae. The transcript has 8 exons.
AUGAAGCUCCUGGUCUUUACAACACUGUUAUCUACAGUCUGCUAUGUCAGUGCAGGCAAGACUGCAAGGCUGUUGGCAGCUAUGAAUGCCAUGAAUGGUAUGGGGAUGGGAGUGAAUCCAGCCGCCGCCGGCCUGUUAGGUGGAGGCUUAGUGCGUCCCAUUGUAAUUCCAGGGGGCGCGGGGUUCAUUGGGCAACCCCAGUUUCCUCAGUUUGUGCCCGCUCUACCUGCCUACGGUGUCCCGCCAGCACCCAUUCCAAACAUGUACCCUGCCCCAGCCCCAGCAGCCAAUCAGUAUCCUUACAUGGGGGUUGCACAGAUGGGGCCAAUCACCCCUCCACAACCACUCCCACAGCAACUCAUGGGUGGUUUCCCUAUGGGCAACAUGCAGCAGCAACAACCACAGCUGGUCCCAGCUCAGCUGGACCCAGUCCAACGCUUCAGGCGUCAGGUCAUGAUCCCAGACAGUACAGCAGCGGCCACAGUGGACACUCAGAUUCCGCCUCCAACUGAGGAUCCUAGUGCUUGUAGCAAUGAAGUUACUCAGUGAAGUUAAUCAGAAAAA